AUGAUUAUGUUUUUCGUACUUUUUUACAAAGAUAUUGACAAAAGUUGUUAUUCAAGUGAUGGAAAAAGCCUUUCAAAAGUUAAUGAUGCAUCACCUGACCUCAUAAUAUCAUCUACAUGCGAAAUUAUCCAAGAUAAAUGCUUUUACCAACUCAAAACUUUAUUUUCCUUUUCAUUUCAAGAAAAUCCUAACUUAACAACAAUUGGAGAGAAAAGUUUUUCUCACUGUACAAAUCUCACCAUAAUAAAUCUAUCAUCAUGCGCUAAACUUACAAAAAUAUCUUCUUAUGCAUUUUCUGGCUGCUAUAAAGUCAAUCAGAUACUUUUACCAGAAGGACUCCUUGAAAUUGAAGGUGGUGCAUUUGGAGAUAAUCAUCAAGUGACCAGUAUUAUCAUACCAGCAUCUGUUAAAAUAAUAGGAAUUUGGGCAUUUAAUGGCUGUUCUAAACUACAAAAUGUUACUUUUGAAGAAGGAUCAAAUUUAACUUCAUUAGAAUGGUAUGUAUUUGGUUAUACUGCAAUUACUUCUUUUCAAAUUCCAGAAAAAGUUUCUUAUCUCAAUGGACAAGCAUUUGAAGAUGGAAAAUUAAUAAAUUUUACAGUUCAUCCUAAUAAUAACUACUUAACAGUUAAAGAUUAUGUUAUUUAUUCAAAAGAUAAAAGUAUUUUGUUUUUUAUUUGUAACAAAACAGGAUAUGAAAUUCCAAAUUCAGUCACAACUAUUGGAACGUAUUGCUUUUCAUAUUCAACUAUUGAAACACUUAUAAUUCCAGAAAAUGUGAAAAGGAUUGAAGAUUAUGCUUUCUAUGGUUGUGAUAGUUUGAUAAAUGUUACUUUUUUAGGUCAAAUAGAUUACUUUGGUAGUUGGGUAUUUAGUAGCUGUGAAAAUCUUGAAUUAAUUAUAUUCCCUAAUUCACCAAUGACUGUUGGCGGAUCUUGGUUUGUUACAAAAUUUUCGCCAAAAGUCAAUUUGUCAUUCACUUGCAAAACUCUAUUUUAUAAUUCUCAAUAUAUUUCUUCAAUUCAAAGAAAUACAAAUGUUUCAAUUUCAUAUCUGAAUGAACCAAAUCUUAUUAUUACACCAAAUUGUUUGAUUAUGAAUUCUGAUCAAACCAUAAUUUAUGAAUAUUGGGGAUACAUACCCUCUUAUUCAUUUAUUAGUAUUACAAUUCCUAAAUCUGUCAAAAAAAUCAAAGAAAAAGCAUUUGAAAAUUCUAUAAUUUAUAAUUUUUAUUUCACAAAAGAUUCUCAAAUCACUGAAAUAGAAAAUGAUGCAUUUAGAAAUUGUUCAAAUCUGAGAUCAUUUAAUUAUUCAUUCCCUAAAUUACAAGCAUUAGGAAUGUCAUCAUUUAAAGAUUGCAUUAAUUUAGAAUCUUUUACAUUUUCAUCACCAAAUUUGACUGUUAUGAGUAAUGCAUUUGAGAAUUGCAGAUAUUUAAAGAAAGUUAGUAAUAUUAGAAAUAUUCCUGAUAAUUGUUUUUGUGGAUGUACUAAAUUAGUAGAAGUUACAAUUCGAGAAGGAUCAGAAUCCAUUGGAUAUAAAUCAUUUGAGAAUUGUUCUUCAUUAUUAUGUAUUAAAAUUCCACAAUCUUUUAAAAUUAUUUCCAAAUAUUCAUUUCUUUAUUGUAAGAAACUAAAAUCAAUUAUAUUCAGUGAAACAAACUCACUUGAUACAUUUUCAAUUAAUUCUAUUUCAGAAUGCGAAUCUCUUACAAAUAUCAGUAAUUUUUCAUCAGAAAAAUACAAAUGUAUUGAUAAUACUUUAUACUACAAAAACAAUAAUAAAUGGGAACUUAUUUUUCAUUUGAGUUCCUCAAAAGACAAAGAACUCAACAUUAGCUGCGAUGUUAUCUGUAGUUAUUCAUUCAAUUCGAGCAACAACAUUGAGAAAAUCAAUAUUACAUCAGAAAGUGUUUCUGUUAUUGAAAAACAUUCAUUCUACAACUGUUUAAAUCUGAAAUACAUCAAUUUCCCACUUUCAGUUUCAGAUGUUGAGAUUGAUGCAUUCCAUGAUUGCAAAUCCAUUCGAUGUCCUCUUAUUAUUGAGAACACAUCCACAGAUUAUCUUCAAAUGAUUGUUUCUUCAGGAAUUCCUGAAAGACUUAUGAUUUCAUGUCAUAUUGCACAUGUUUCGAAUAAUCUUUUAAAUCAUAAGUCUUUACGUUAUCCUUCUGCACAUCUUUUCUGGAAACAUCUUACUAAAUAA
This is a messenger RNA of Trichomonas vaginalis G3, 2205 nucleotides long. RefSeq names its product ribonuclease inhibitor domain-containing protein. Lineage: Eukaryota; Parabasalia; Trichomonadida; Trichomonadidae. The record is from RefSeq and is a predicted model, not a curated record. The transcript has a single exon. The coding region runs from base 1 to 2205 and encodes 734 amino acids.